This is a messenger RNA of Ambispora leptoticha, 243 nucleotides long. Lineage: Eukaryota; Fungi; Glomeromycota; Glomeromycetes; Archaeosporales; Ambisporaceae. The record is from the annotation of a GenBank genome assembly.
AUGCAAAACGAUCAAGGCGUUAUGGUAGAUCUCUACGUACCGAGAAAAUGCUCGGCUACCAACCGUCUCAUCACUUCAAAAGAUCAUGCAUCAGUUCAAAUUAAUGUUGGAAAUGUCGACGCGCAAGGGCGAUACACUGGAACUUUUUCCACUUAUGCGUUAUGUGGUUUCAUUCGUGGGCAAGGUGAAUCAGAUGACUCCUUAAAUCGUUUAGCGACGAGUGAUGGAUUAUUGAAAAAGUGA